Messenger RNA from Triplophysa dalaica, 2012 nucleotides. It is a transcript of the gene lnpka, whose product is annotated as limb and neural patterns a. Bases 204 to 1379 code for a protein of 391 amino acids. Gene Ontology annotation, biological process: endoplasmic reticulum tubular network organization. The record is from RefSeq and is a predicted model, not a curated record. NCBI's taxonomy places the organism in Eukaryota, Metazoa, Chordata, Actinopteri, Cypriniformes, Nemacheilidae. Gene Ontology annotation, cellular component: endoplasmic reticulum tubular network. The transcript has 13 exons.
CUCAGGUAAACCAACUUUUAUCGCUAUUUGUCCUUCUCGCUGCGUGUUUUUGCGUAUUAAAGCUGCGUUAUAAUGCGCUAAAGCGAAUAUUCUCCGAUCAUGCAGUUUACAACUGCUUACCGAGUAAAAAAUGUGUUGAGUUUUAAAGCUCCGUAACAAGAGUAAGAGAACCCAGGCUCGGAUAGAAGGACUUCCCUCACAGGAUGGGGGCCGUGGUGUCUCGAUGGAGGGCCAAGCCGUCCACUGUGGAGGUUUUGGAGGGGCUCGAUAAGGACGUCAAGGCUCUUGAGGAAUAUCGAGAGAAGAAUCAGAGGCAGCUGAAGUUAUGGCUUUACAGACUGUUGUUGUAUUCCGUUCUCAUUUACUUCGUGGCUUCUGUAGUCAUCUACGUGUGGUACAUCCCAGAGCUUCUGAUAGGAAAAUUAAUAGUGGCUUCACCGUUCUUGAUAUUUCCUCUGUUAAUCUGGCUUCUUAGAAAACUGCUGAUUGUUUUAGACAACAAACGAACCGAGAGAAACAAUGAAAGAUUAGAAGAGCUGAAAGCAGAGAAAAAGAAAAUACUUGAGCAGGUGAUGGAAACUGAAACAUACAAAAAUGCCAAAUUAAUUCUGGAGCGUUUUGACCCAGAAUCGAAGCAAAGACUAACUGAGUUAGAGACUCAACCCAUUGGUCCUCUUGCGACUCCAAGACAGGGUCAAGAGCUGCGUCAGAGGCAUGUGACCCCUCGUCCCAUUGGACGUCCACCUGCCGGCCCUGCGACUGCCCCCGCUGCCCCGCUUUCCGCACCUGGUGGUCCACCUGAAAAAGGUCUCUCUGCGUCAACUCCACAGGGUCUGAUCAGGAGGCCUGGAACCCCAGCUGGCCCAGCAACCCCGGUGGUGAUGGGAAUGCACCCUCCAGGACCUCCGCUGGCCAGACCCGUCCUCCCCAGAGAGAGAGGUGCCAUGGACAGGGUCAUUGAGUACCUAGUGGGGGAUGGACCUCAGAACAGAUAUGCUCUUAUAUGCCAGCAGUGUCUAUCUCAUAAUGGCAUGGCUUUAAAGGAGGAGUUUGAGUAUAUAGCAUUCAGAUGUGCCUACUGUUAUUUCCUGAACCCUGCCCGGAGGAUGCGUCCCCAGGCCCCCCGUCUCCCAGAAUCCACCGCAGAAACCAAGAUGAGCCAAGACCCCCCCGCUGUUGCCAUGGAAACGGACCUGUUGGGCUCUUCACCUGCCCCAGAGGGUAAAGCAGCCAGUCCAGGGCACUUAAAGGCAGAAGGCGCAGAUGAGGGGGCAGAAGUCAUCCCGUCGGAAGAGAAGCCGUGUCUUCCAGAAGCUCACACCAGCCUGCCUGACAAAUCCGACGGCGAGUUGGAUGUGUCCGCCAUGGAAGUAGAGUGAGAGCCAACUUGCCAAUAUAAAGCUGUCUAUCCUGAGUGUCUUCCUUUACCUCUAGUUUCUUGCUUGUUGUUUUAAUUUGACCAGAUUAGAAUUGCAGUGUUAUUUCAUGGGUAAGUGCAGUCAAUCUCCGUAAAAAGGAAGCAUUAGGUGGUCAAAGGAGUUUUGUGAGAAUUGUGUUCUGUUACAUUGCUUAUUAUACUGAUAAAUAAUACAUCUGUAAUGAGUUAUAUUGCUGGGGUUCAUUAUAGAAUAUAUUGUCUGUGUUUACAUGUCAUAUAGCAGGAACACUACACGUAUAUGUUUUUCUUGGUUGUCAGGAAAAGCAGCUAUUGACGUGCGUUUCACUCCCAGUUUAAGCUCUGAAUGUAUUUAAAAUGCUUAUUUACAAAACAUAAUAAUGCCAAAGUGACCGAUUAAAGGUUUGUUUAUAUUUAUAGAUAUUAAUAUCCUCCUAGUGCCUGGUAUUAAGCACAUGUGGUGUGCUCCGAGAGAUGCUUCCAUGUUUACAUGUCAGUACUGUCAUAGGAAUGUCUGUUUAUUUAUUACUGCAUAUGGUUCUUCAUUAUUUUCAGCUCUAUGUGCCUUUUAUUUUUGACCUUUUUCAAAAUAAAAAAAACAUGAUUUGUCUAGUAA